Capsicum annuum is the source of this 2218-nucleotide messenger RNA. Its product is annotated as alkane hydroxylase MAH1-like. The coding region runs from base 496 to 2043 and encodes 515 amino acids. Gene Ontology annotation, molecular function: monooxygenase activity; iron ion binding; oxidoreductase activity, acting on paired donors, with incorporation or reduction of molecular oxygen. Lineage: Eukaryota; Viridiplantae; Streptophyta; Magnoliopsida; Solanales; Solanaceae. The record is from RefSeq and is a predicted model, not a curated record. The transcript has a single exon.
CUAUCCUGAAGCAAAUUGUUCAAACUUCACUAUGUAGGGCAAGCCUACAACCCAGAUUAGCACAUAGAGUGGAAGAACUCAAUUUCUAUCCUUAGGCUAGCUUGUUUGAUGCCGGAGAAGUUAUGUUUUUUUCUUUGUUUUGGUUGAGUUUUGAACCUAGGACUAUGUUCAGGUUGCAGACUACUAUUUAAGAAUUAUGUAAACUUCCUAUUUGGUAAAUAAUAAAAGUUAGUUACAAAAAACGAAAAAAAAUUAGAUACCUGUCCGAAUCAGAAAAGAAAGAGACCAUUUUGGUCCCACAAUUAAAUUUCUGUCAUUUUCCCAUUAUUUACACCUUUGAAAUCUCGAGUGUAUAUCGACUUUUUUGGAAAGGCAUUUUAGGCAUUCCUAAAACAUGGAAAACGAAAAACAUUAAUACAUCACUUGUCUUAAUUUUGUGCAGAUAGUAUAAGAAUAAAGCUACCUAGAAACAUUAAACUCAAACUCACAACCACAAUGGGUAUUCUUGAAUACCCUCUUAUUUCCUUGAUAAUUCUAUGCAUCACUUAUUGGUACUUCAAAAAUAAAUGUACGAAAAGUAGUUCAGUGCCAACAAAUUGGCCUCUUGUUGGAAUGUUGCCUGGAAUUAUUCAAAAUGCUCAUAGAGUCCAUGAAUAUUUGACUUCCAUUCUUUUAGAAACUGGUUACAAUUUUGAGUUCCAUGGUCCUGUUUUUGCCAACAUGAACAUGUUAUUCACUUGUGAUCCUGCAAAUAUACACCAUAUCCUUAGUAGAAGUUUCUCAAACUAUCCAAAGGGACCUGAGUUUCGUGAAAUAUUCGAUAUAUUAGGAAAUGGGAUCUUCAAUGUUGAUUCUGAGUUAUGGGAGAUUCAGAGGAAAACCACAAUGUCCUUAAUGAACCAUGCCAAGUUCCAAACGUUGUUAGAACGUAACGCUUGGGACACUAUUGUUAAAGGUCUCGUACCAAUUCUUGAUACUUUUGCAGAACAGGAUAUCCUGUUUGAUUUGCAAGACAUUUUUCAGAGAUUCACUUUUGACACUAUCAGCAAAUUGUUACUUGACCAUGAUCCGAAAAGUUUAUCCAUAAAUUUAACUCAUGUGCCAUGUGAAAAGGCGUUCAACGAUGCUGUGGAUGCAGUUUUAUACAGACAUGUGUUACCAAAAUGCUACUGGAAGUUGCACAAAUGGCUUCAAGUUGGGAAAGAGAAGAAUUUAAUGAAAGCGUGCGAGGCUUUCGAUCAAUUUUUGUAUGCUGUGAUGUCAAAGAAGCACGAAAAACUGAUGAAUAAUGACAUCAAAGAAGAGGAUCAUGAUUUCGACUUGUUGACUGAUUAUGUUAAAGCAUACAAUCAGUGUACGAAUGGAGAUAAUGCUAGUAAGUUGAGUAGUGUACAAGAAUUUCUAAGAGACACUUUCUUGAAUUUGAUGUUUGCUGGUAGAGACACCACAAGCACAACUCUCACUUGGUUUUUUUGGCUCUUGGCUAAAAACCCCUUAGUAGAGAAAAAGAUUAGAGAAGAGAUUCAACAACAAUUGCAUCUUAAAGAAGACGAAAAUCUCAAGUCUUUAUUCGACAUAGAAGAAACAAGAAAACUAGUCUAUCUACAUGGUGCAUUUUGUGAAGCUCUUCGGCUAUUCCCACCCGUUGCAAUUAACCACAAAGCUCCAGCUGAACUAGAUGUCCUCCCAAGCGGUCACCGUGUAAGUCCAAACACAAAAAUAUUGUUAUCGUUUUAUACAAUGGGGAGAAUGGAGGCUCUAUGGGGAAAAGAUUGUUUAGAAUUCAAGCCAGAGAGAUGGAUUUCGGAGCAAGGAGGGAUAAAACAUGAGCCGUCAUACAAAUUUCCAGCGUUUAAUGCGGGGCCAAGGACUUGUUUAGGGAAAGAAAUGACAUUCAUUCAGAUGAAAAGGGUGGCAGCUACCAUAAUAUACAAUUACCAAAUUCAAAUAGAGGAAGCACAAACAAUUUCGCCUACUGCUACUGUUGUGAUUCGAAUGACAAAUGGUUUGAAGGCUAGGGUGGUUAAAAGGGCUUCUCUUUAGUCCAAAUGAGUGCCGGUGAAAUGUGUGUAGUAAUAAAUUGUGUUGAGUGGAACUGGAAUCAUGAUUUUUGUGAAUGAAAAUAAAGUAUUGUACCUGUUGUCUUUCUUUUCUAGUGUUUCAUUGCAUGUAAUUUGUAAUAGAUCAAUGUUGUUUCCAGAUUCUUUUUGCUGUGCAA